This is a messenger RNA of Aspergillus tanneri, 1086 nucleotides long. Its product is annotated as sialidase family protein. The coding region runs from base 1 to 1086 and encodes 361 amino acids. Lineage: Eukaryota; Fungi; Ascomycota; Eurotiomycetes; Eurotiales; Aspergillaceae. The transcript has a single exon. The record is from RefSeq and is a predicted model, not a curated record.
AUGCCAGGACGUUUCGGCCAGAAAAUCCUCCAGACGUUCGGCCUGGAGCAUCAGCAACAACAACCUCAGGCAUACCAACUAGUCGGGAAUCGGUUCCUCAACGACGAUGAGCGCCAUAUCUCCCCAACCCCCCGCGGCACAUACCCCCGUCUAGCUCGCUUGGGCGAUGGCUCGCUGCUAGGCUCCUUCACUCGAUUCGAAGGCAAUACGCGGGUCCUAUGCGUCUCCCGGAGUGUCGACGGCGGACGGACCUUUGAAGACAUCGGCGAGGUGACGCGGGGCGACGGAGACGUCGACAACAUGUUUCUCCUGGAGAUAGCCCCCUCGACUAUCCUGGCAGCCUUUCGCAACCACAGUCUGGGCCCAGAGGGCCCAACUCAUUUCCGCAUCACCGUCUGUCGAUCCACGGACGGCGGCCGACAAUGGCACUUCCUCUCGCAGGCCGCAGAGAAAGGGGCCCCAAUGGGUCUCUGGGAGCCGUUCAUGCGUCUAGGGCGCCAGGGCGAGGUGCAACUCACCUACUCGCAGGAAUUUGCGCACAACAACCAAUGCACGAUGAUGGUGCGGUCGUUCGAUGGCGGCGCAACGUGGUCGCCCCCGCAGUGUCUCCACGGUGACCAGGACCUGCUGCGGGACGGCAUGAAUGGGAUCGCGCCGACGUACGACAACGGACGCGAGGCUCUCGUCAUGGUGUUCGAGACUACCACCUUCGGCACGUUCUGUAUCGAGGCGCUCAUCUCCUACGACGACGGAAUCACCUGGGGCUAUCGACACCGGGUAUUCUGUCCGCCGCAAGGCCACAACGCCGGAUCACCGCAGAUCGCCUCGUUCGGCGACGGGUCUCUGGCCGUGAUCUUUAUGACGGAUGAGGAUUCGUCCGAGGUGCAGUGGACGAAAAAUGCCGCUAUCAAGGUGGUGUAUGCGGCGCCGCCGUGCCACGGUCGGAUGGCGUGGUCGCGUCCGAUGGUGAUCUGUCCGGAUGACAGUCACUGGCCGGGCAUUAUGGCCCUAGAUCAUCAGACGUUGGUGGCGACAUAUGAGUGUGGAGGGGCACCUCGAGCGAAGAAUAUUUCUUUGCAGAUGUAA